CCAACUGGGCUGUUACUAUAUUUUAAAAUUUAUAUUUUAUUCUUAUUUUUAAAAUAUGUUCUGUGUUACUGUUGUCUUUGAAUGUAUGCGCGGAUACUGCCAAGACAAAUUCGUAGUACAUGCAGCUGCUUAAGCCUCAGGUGGAGAGGCAUCGAAGGGAGAGAAUAAAUCGAAGUCUGGAGAGUCUGAAAGCGCUCCUUCUGCGGGAGCCGUGGCAGCAGGAAACGAUAUGCGGUCAAAUGGAAAAAGCUGAAGUACUGAAGUACUUUCUGCGGAGCUCAGUCGACAGGGAGACAAAUGGGCACUUUCAGAAUGGGUUCUCAGCUUGCCUACAGCGAGCUUCACAGUUCUUAUAGAACGAAGAUGCUCGCCACCUUCUACAAUCGUCUUUCGCAUACCCCAACCUGGGAUAAGCCGCCGUUAAUGGCAGGUCAGUCGUACCUACAGGCAUCGUCUUCUCCUCGAAGGAAUUACCAUACUGUCUAUUACAGAAGAUUGCUAG
This is a messenger RNA of Paramormyrops kingsleyae, 502 nucleotides long. Lineage: Eukaryota; Metazoa; Chordata; Actinopteri; Osteoglossiformes; Mormyridae. The record is from RefSeq and is a predicted model, not a curated record.